ACCGUCGCGAAAACGCUCUGGUAGAGAUUUCUAUUGCAAUUCCCAUUUUAUGCCCCAACUCCCAAAUAUCUCUCAAUUCCAUUGUUUACCAACCAAUCGGCUGUUGGCAGAUAGCUUUUGAGUGUGUCCAGAAUAAGUUCUUCACCCCGACUAAUAAAUACGAUUAUUAAGAAUAAAUUUAGCAUUUUCUGCGUCACGCCGUUACACGCCAAAACGUAAAACUAUCCUUUAAAUUUCUGCAGUUUUGUUGUUGACAAUAUGUAAUAAACAAUAAAGUUCCAAAACUAGCAAGUCUAGUCACGAUAUAUUUGGGUUUUUUAGCAGCUUCUCCUUGCCGAUUCCUACUUGCGUACCUUCACAUGAAUUUAGAACACAAUCCCCUCUCAGUAAGUUUAGUAUUUCUGUAGUUUCACUCACUUCCGUGACACUUCAAACGGGUCAAUAAAGUGGUUGGAUAACUAAAUGAUGGAAAAGGGACUUUUCCCUUUCAAGGCUUUCAAGACAAUGGUAUCUUUCGUCGAUUAGCUUUUCUUAGAGCGAAGAAACAUUCUAAACACGUCGCUACUUUUUGGUAAAUACUUGAAAUAAAAUAUACGCAGGAUGAAUAUUAAGAAUAAAAAAUUUAAAUAUGUGAUGCAUUAUAAAUUCAGGGUCUUUCCCUCUGAACAAAGUCUAUCAUGACUAGGAAACAAUCAAAUCAUUGAACCAAGCAUGACAUUCACCCUCGGGAUGUGACAGACAGUAAUCAAUAUCAACUUCAUAAGUGUUUUCAUGGCGAAGUUCGGGGGUCGCUCUCGUUCAUGCUCUUACUUAACUAUAAGUUGCCCUCGCCAACGUAGCACCAACGGAAAGGGCUUAUAUUAAUCUAUGAAGAACGUAAAUGUGAAAUCUUAGGGACCUCCAUACUGAUGCAAGUCGAUCUCAAAUGGAAAACUUCGUCGAUCGUACCCCUUAUCAUGAAUCGAACAACAAUACGACCAGUAUGGCUUGGAAGAUCUUAGAAAUCUGACAAGAGCCGUUUCAUUUUACAUUCUGGGCAAGAGAAACAGAUUCAGAAAGCUUUUUCGCGACGUGACACAAAGAGAAACUGUCCGAAUAUGACAACCAAACACAAACAACCCAAAACUCCACACUCAGCAACUGCGACAGAUUCAGUUCCCAACGAGACUGGAGCAACAGGUCACCAAUCUGCUGUUUUUGACCAGAUAUCAUUCAGUAUUCCUGAGAAUGACCUCAACUCAACAACCGCACAAGCAAGAAUAGACACGAAUACUAAAACAAUGGACUUGACCCUUUACAACUGCAACUUUGUUGUUUUUGGCCAAUCUAGCACUGUACAUCAUUCUGAUUGUCACUUGCUUCGAAAAAGUCAAGAAGAAGCCGAUCCGAGGCGAGCAGAUUGCCACGUUGAACAAAUACGACCAAUGGAAGUAGAAGAGAGCAGUAUAGUGCAGUGUUUCAGUAGAACAGGUGUUUCUGGGGAGGAAAGUCAGCACAAACCAAACACCUCCUCCGGUGAAAUUUUACUGGAUGUUGAGCCAUCACUACCUGUGAUAAAAAAGCAAGGUUUCCUUAACGGACUGCAAUGUGAGGAAAUCCUCAGAAACCUGGAACUUUUACAGGACAAUGGAAAGUUUGAGCACCACAAGCGCCUCUUUAAUUUCUGUCUUGAACAAUGCGUAGAAAAAGGCAAUAAAGACAUGGAAGUAACAGCCAAUGAAAAACAAAUUCCAAUUGGAGAACAUUGCAACCAGGUACUCAAAAAGUUUCAGCUUUUUCAGGAAAAGGGAAGGCUGAAAGAAGAUGAACAACUGUUGUCUCUGUACUCCAGACUUUGCACAAAACGAGAGUACGCUGACAUGGCAUUAGCCCUAAUAAUUGAACAAGGAGUAUCAUUUAUGUACAACAAACAACUCAGCAAAAGCAAACUCUACUUCACUUCAGUCAUAGAACUCGCAGAGCAUUGCCAGCUAAGAAAUCCGAACAUUUUAAUGGCGAGAGCCUAUUUUUUACUUGCAGCCAACUGUAGUUGUAGGAAGCCCAGAAACUUUUCAACCUUUUUGGAAUGUCUGAGACGAAGCGAGGCUUUACUACAAAAUCACGAUUCGCCCGAGGACUGGGCCGAAAUGUACUACACUUUAGGCUUCAUCUGGCUGAAUUACAUGAGCAUGGUCCCGGAUGACGACAGGAAUGCUAAGGCGCGGAAGGAAAUCCAAGAAAAAGCAAAAACUUACUAUGAGUGGGCGAUUGCAAUCUGCUUAAAAGACCCACGCUCAAGGGUUCAACACAAAAGGCUGACAUAUUGCCACCUUAGUCUUGCAGCCCUCUUACUUGAUUGUUCCUCAACUGUCGCCAGAACUCGAAUAAAGGUAAUUCCAUCACAAGAUAUCAAGGACGCGAAAACACACCUUGAUAUUGUAGAAUACAAACUUGGUGAAACCAUUCCUCGAGGUACACGCGUGCAGAUUCUAAAAAGGCGUUCAGACCAAUACUAUCGCCAAGGACCUGAAAUGUAUCAACUGGCAAAAGAAACUGCCCAGGAUGCAUUCCAAAUGGCACGCAGCCAUGGAUUCAACACUGAGCUGGACUCGCUUCAAGAGCAAAUCGAUUUUCUCAACCAGUUGUGUGAAGACACAGUGUGUAGAGAAAGAAUUACGCUGCUUGUUGAUGGUGAUAGUUCAACUUCUGGCAGUGACUCCAGAUUUCAAGCAAGCUGCAGCGAAACUGAUGAGAAUCAGAACUUACCCACGAGCCAUCAAAAUCAAUCCCAGUGAGGUCCCGAAAAUGUGAACGUCCUACUAACCUGAUAUAAGAUCACAGACACAAAAUGUAACGAUAUUUUCCACUCUUCGGUAGUCCUUAAUGAAACAAUGAUUCAGAUACAGGAAUAUCAUAAAUAAGCAUAUGUAUAGUAAGAACAAUGAACUUCAUUUCUGCGGUUAUGUUGUUAAUUUUGAAGUUCUGUGUUAUCUUAGGAACAAUGAAGUUCCAAAAGUAACAGGUCUCAUAACAGUGUUUUGGCAGCUUUUCCUCGCUACUUGGGUUCCUUUACAGCUAUUUUUAAUGCACCCAGGAGUACAGUGAGUUCCGUACUACUUUAUCUCUACUCAGUCCACCCUUCAAACGUGUCAAUGACGGACAGCGGAAUUCAAAUUGGUUGGAUAACUGAAUUAUGGAAAAAGGAAUUUCCCUUUCAAGGUUUUCGAAACCUAUGUACACUGGUUUGUUUUUUACAGUUAUUUUACUUACAAAUAGUACGCUGGACAAAACUGUUCUGGAUCGACGUUUUACAACAAAAAAUGAAAACAAGAAAAGCGAUGCAAAUAAUUUUGUGAUUGUCUGAAACCUAAUUAAAUUCCAUACAUGGGCAAUCAUUGUCAUAUAGAUCACGCAAGGAAGGCUUGCGUUAAAGCGUAUCUAAAUUUGCGGACUGAAUCACAAAAGCACGGAAAAUUGCGCAAUUUCUAAGAUAGAAAUAGUUAUGGUUUACAUCGACAUCAUAGUGUUAGACCAGCGUUGUUGUGCGAAGAACAUCGUUGCGUGUUUGUGGAUAUUUUCAUGAAUUCGACGAGAUGGCAUGAGGAAGGAGCGAUAAUCCAUUUAAACAGCGCUAUAAUCCUUUGAUACAUCAGAGGUUUAGAGAAUCAAAGAUUCACGUUGUGAUGUUAUUACUGAACGGCCACAAUGCAAACCACACGAAGUUAUUUCAAUCUGUUAUGCAAGAAAAUCCGAGAAAAUGGCAAGUUACUGGUAGAUGGGCCCAGAAACAGGUGCGUAAACUUUACUAAAAGCACAAAUAGCAAUGCUUGAUAUUCUUGACUGACAACGCCUUAAUACAGCAGUAUGUUGUGCAAUUGUGGCUUGUACGAAGCGCGAUAAAAGGCAGCCGUCUUCAAAGCAGGAUGUCUUCAUUGGCCAAAUAAGUUGCAAGCCUUUCUCAUGCUUUCUUGUCAAAACUGUGACAAAAAAAUCCACCGGCACGUAAAGAGUUUCUUCGCCAAACAACACACCAAAUGUGACUCAUUUUUCUCAGAAAUCACGUAAUUUUGAAUACUUUGUGAUUCAGGUGCCAAAUUUGGACAAGGUGUAACCCAAGCCUUUCUUGCGUGACCCAUAUAAAGAUAAGUUUCAAUGUGUGGAAUUUAGUAAAGUUUAAGACAAUCAAAAAUUAUUUGUGUCACUAUGUUUAUUACAAUUUUUUUGCUGUAAAACGUCGAUCCAGAACAGUUUUGUUCAGCGUACUAUGCAUCACGAAUAUUCAAUGCACGGGUAUAGCUAUAUAGAUAUUCUGCUUCGCCGAGGGAAAAAGACAUCGCUAUUUCUCCUAUUAACUCUGCUUCCAGCGGAAAAGAAUUCUUAACACAUGUUAGACAACUGAGUUCUGAAAGACUUUUUUGUCGACAAGGUAGAUGCAGCAGCUUGAUGUACAAGUAUUUUAAACAAUCCUUGAGGUCAUUUCAAGACAUAUUUUAAUAAUAUAUUAAAAUAAGCAGGCAUCCGAUGUUCUCGGAGACUAAAAUAUAUCGGAAGUUCCAUGGUAUGUUGUUGAUGACCAACCAGACUGAUAAUACCGAUUAAAAGUGGUCAUUACACACACCGUCUUUACCACUCAUCAGGAAACACAUUUCCCCGACGGCGCCGGCAUUUUAAAUUAUCAGCUAUCUACUAUCGUAAGAACUUAUCACACAGGGGAAUUUUUGAAAAAUUGAAAGUUUAAUAUAACUCACUUGUUUGGUGGGGCCAAUAAAACAAGCCAAAUUCAAGAAAGUAAUUAAUCUACAGACUUGUAUAUCAGUUAAGAAAAAAAGAAAAAAAUUCCCUUCCGCGAAAUGACAAAAUAAUUAUGACUUAUGGGUGGCCCGUCUACGCAUGCAAAUCACAUGAGAUCUUGCCUGUUUUAUACUUUACACUCCAGCCAUAUUCAUUUUUGUAGCGUUUAGUCACCGCAUUUGGUUCCUCAUUAAGAAUAGAAAGCAAGGUAAGAGUCGACGUCUUCAGUCUCUGUAGGUCUUGUUGUAGGUGUAAGUAUGCAAAUGAAAUAACAAAGACUAUCGAAAUGAGAUCAAUCUCUGCGUGCAAGGGAUAAUUAUCUGUUUAGCAGUACUUUUAAGUGCAUAAUUAUUUUCCCCUUUCCUCUAGGGCAAAAGUCCACGAACACUGCCUGUAACGUCAGGUUCACAGCGACUGUUGAAAGGCUGAAUUGUCACUUGCUAGACAACUUGUCGCGAUGAGACUAGCGUGUGUGGGAGAUGCUUUACUAAUCGAAUAAAGCCAGAGAUCACGGAAAAUCAGCUGUGAUUGACGGUGAUUU
Molecule: messenger RNA, 5311 nt
Organism: Orbicella faveolata
Lineage: Eukaryota; Metazoa; Cnidaria; Anthozoa; Scleractinia; Merulinidae
Source: RefSeq, a predicted model, not a curated record